Messenger RNA from Zerene cesonia (dogface butterfly), 1742 nucleotides. Its product is annotated as GTP:AMP phosphotransferase AK3, mitochondrial-like. Gene Ontology annotation, biological process: nucleobase-containing compound metabolic process. The transcript has a single exon. The record is from RefSeq and is a predicted model, not a curated record. NCBI's taxonomy places the organism in Eukaryota, Metazoa, Arthropoda, Insecta, Lepidoptera, Pieridae. Gene Ontology annotation, molecular function: AMP kinase activity; ATP binding. Gene Ontology annotation, cellular component: cytoplasm; mitochondrion. Bases 91 to 753 code for a protein of 220 amino acids.
AAUAGACGAGAUAAAUAUUUGCGUCGAACUAAAAGGGUGUCGUUUUUUAUUUAUCGCGCAGUAUCAAAGUACAAAUUCGACAAAGGUCAUAUGACAAUGCAGUUGAAAACAAAAAUAUUAAAAACUUUAAUAUUAGGCGCUCCUGCAUCGGGAAAGGGGACAAUAUCCUCCAGAAUAGUGAAGAAAUAUGGAUUUGAACAUGUUUCUAGCGGGGACAAAUUGCGAGACCAUAUUGUGAAACAAACUGAACUAGGAAAAGAUGUUAAAGGUUACUUAGACAAUGGACGGCUGGUUCCUGAUGAGGUGAUGAUUAAAUUUAUGGAGUCAGAACUUAAGAAAGUUGAAAACAGGUCAUGGCUUCUGGAUGGAUUUCCGAGAACAGUGGCUCAAGCUAAUGCAUUAUGGAAAGUGCAGCCUGUAGACAUAGUCCUCAAUCUGGUUGUGCCCUUUGAUGUGAUUAUUGACAGGGUUAAGAAUAGAUGGGUUCAUUUGGCAUCUGGUCGAGUCUACAAUAUCGGCUUUAACACACCUAAAGUGAUGGGCAAAGAUGAUGUGACUGGAGAAGAUUUGAUACAAAGGCCAGAUGACAAACCAGAUGCUGUUAAGAAACGAUUGGAAAUUUAUGAGAAUAUGACUAAACCUGUUAUAGACUUUUAUAAGACAAAAGGAAUUAUUAAAGAUUUUGAAGGUAAGACAUCAGAUGAAAUAUGGCCUAUGAUAGUUGAAUAUUUAGAUCCACUAGUAAAACAGUGAUAAAAGCGAUAAUUUGCACAAGAAAUGACUGACAAUGUUAUAAUGUUCUUUUAAAUGAAUAUGAGCCAUGAAAUAUUUUUCAAUAAUUUUUAGAACUUUUACUUUGUUAUUUAUGUAUUCAAUUAAUGUCUUCCAAUAAGUAUAACAAAUAAGUCAAACUUAAGUAUCAAAUAUAAGUGUACUUACUGAUAAUAAUUAGAUCCUAGUCAUUUUAUUAAUAUUUCAGCUUUUGUUUGGUAGCACAAAUUUUGACUUUAUAUUAUGAUUACAGUAAUAUAUUUAUCUGUAUAGAUUUAGUAAGAUUUUACUUUCGGGAGAAGGGUGCAAUGAAAGUGAACCAACCAAUAGUACAUACAAUAAUCUUUUUGCUUUAUUAUAAACAAGAUUGUCUUUAGGGUUCAUAAACCACACACCACUUCCAGGCCAUGCUCAUGUGUGAUUUUAAAUUCCUGUUCCUGUUUAUUGUUAAACCUUCACUUAUUUUAUAAACUAUUGCCUGCACCUUGGUAUAUUUCAAGGUACCUAUGGUAUAUCGAAUAUGUUUGUUAUUUAAUUUUAAGUAUUUAUUAAUAGAAAAUUGAAAAUAAAAAUGUUUACUGAGACAUAUCUAAUAUUUGUUCGCUAAGAAAGGUAGUGAAGUGUUAAUGAAGGUUGCAUAAUAAAUUGUAUUUUUUAAUACUAUUGUUACAUGAAGCUGGUUCAUAAUUCCAAAGUUAAAACAACUUAUGAGAAUUCACAUCUGUGCCUUAUAGGAAUAAUUAGUAUCACUUGUUAAUUAUUUAAAAUAUAAUUAAAAACCGUAUUGUAAGAGUUAUAAAAUAUCCAAUAUGACUUUUAUUUUCAUAAUGACCUGUGGUCAGUAUAAUUGUUAUUCACUUAGAUCAUUUGUAAAAUAUUAGAACAAAGUUACUAUAUUGCAUAAUUAUUGUUUGUUCUGUUAUAAAUUAUAAUAUUGUUAUUGAAUGAGUUAAUAAAUAUUUAAAAAAGUA